UCAGCUUGGCUUGGGUGUCCAUUACUGGCUUCUAAAGUUUCGAUUUCACUGACCUAUCUUUUUCCCUAUUUAUGAAGACUGAACUGUAAAAUGGAAAUACAAUUUCUAGCCCAGAGCAAAUCCGACCCUUUUCCGGUCUCUGGUUGAUGUAGAUUGAGGGACUUGUGAACUUGCGUCUGGGAUAUUUUCACCUUAGACUGGUGACUCUCUUACUGAAGAACUCUUUGCGUUGGUUAAAGAUUACAUCAUCUACUAUAUUGGAAACCUGCUGAUAAUGGCCUCACCAAACAUAAACAGCGAUGAGGAUGUGACGCGGGCUGCAGGAAGAAGCGUAUCAGCAACUCAUGGGAAAGCAAUUCGUAGUUCGCCGAUACUCAGAGAUCAGGUUUUUGCAGAAGCUAGAUCAGAAGACUCGGCGACCAUUAAGAAGAGGAUAAUUUUUUCAGAAUUGGUAUCAGAAGAAGGUUUCACUUGGAUUCUCAAAGAAGAGGGCGUUUUCAUAAAGUUUCUCCCAAAAGCAGUACCAGAUCCAAGGCUGGUCACAUGUUCUUUGAGGAAGCCUGGGAAAGUUUCUCCUCCUCUUGAAGAUAAUGAAUCAUUGGUGAGCAAUGUAAUAGAACUCGACUGUGAUGAUCCAGACGGUGUAGGUUACAGUUCCAUUGAGGUAGCCUUAACUCAUUCUGCAUAGUGCUUGCGAGGUUACGAACUUGUUAUGAAGGAGAUGAUCGAUACAGAAAGAUGGAGGGAUCUAGAAACCCCAGAGGUGAUACCAUCAGAUCUACAAGGCGAAAGCUCGCAAUGGAACACUGAAUUGCCUUUUGUUCACGCUAAAGUAACCAGUUUUUCUCGUUAUGCCGUUAUUUGUCGUCUUAAGUCCUACAAAAUUCGAAAGGAGGACUCUGGGGAAUGUUCAAAGAUAGCAGUCAGUGUGCCAGAAUUCCCGGGUGCUUGUUUGUCAAUUCCUGAGUCAUCUUUUCCUGAAAGUAUGGACUUCGUCGUCAAGGUGCAAGAGGUUUCAAGUGAUGCUUUUGAAGGAAAGGGGGUUCUUGUUGGUCCUGUCGUUCAUAUUAAGUUCACACCUAAAGUUGAGUUAAGUGAUCCUUCGCAAGUUAGUUUGAAUUGUCCAGUCUUAAUAAAUGUACCUAUCGACUUGCAAGAACGCCAGAUUACGUUAUCGGAAAUGUCAUCAAGGUACGUGAGAGUGUUUUUCCGGGGUGGUAAAGACACUUCACGGAAAUGGGUCGAUUGGACAAAAAAGUUGAGGCCACUACCAAAACUGGAAAACGGGAUCGUGACAUUCGAAGUAAAUGGGACUGAUACAUUUCAAACCAAUCGGUCCUUAGAAUGUGGGGUCAUACUUGAUUCUUCGGCGAAACAUAUGGAUGCUGGAGAGCUUUUCAUCGUGGAUUCUUCCUGUCCGCAACAAGUGGGAUUUUUUUGCUUACUGGAGUCAGAGGGAACAGAAGGAAAAGCAAUCAACACAAGAACCAAAGCAAGGAUCGCUGACUCUUUGCUGUUUUCCAAUCCACAUGGAAACAGAGUUGAGAAAAGAGAUAUUAUCAAAGCAUGGCUAUCUCCUCUGUGGCGAAGCCGAAUCAGUAAAACAACUCGCUAAAGGGGAUCAGGCAUUCUUUUCUUUGUCAAAUGGCCUCACUCCAGUUGAUGAAGGAAUUGAUAUAAAUUACACCCCG
This is a messenger RNA of Stylophora pistillata, 1691 nucleotides long. RefSeq lists its product as uncharacterized. Lineage: Eukaryota; Metazoa; Cnidaria; Anthozoa; Scleractinia; Pocilloporidae. The record is from RefSeq and is a predicted model, not a curated record.